This is a messenger RNA of Capsicum annuum, 1020 nucleotides long. RefSeq names its product protein FAR1-RELATED SEQUENCE 5-like. The transcript has 3 exons. Lineage: Eukaryota; Viridiplantae; Streptophyta; Magnoliopsida; Solanales; Solanaceae. The record is from RefSeq and is a predicted model, not a curated record. Bases 1 to 1020 code for a protein of 339 amino acids.
AUGGAAGUUCACGCUGAGGACACUUUUGAAAUUUUUAAUUUAGAAGAGCAAAAUGCAGAAAGAGCUGAAGGUUCCUCGGAGGAAAUCAAUAGCAUUGCGAAUGUAAUUGUAACUUUUGUUCCUCAAUCAGGUGAUGAAGAAUCUAGGGAACCCUACAUCGGUAUGAAGUUUCAGUCACUUGAUGUUGGAUUUAAGUUUUAUCUUGAUUAUGCUCAUCGUAAUGACUUAAGAUUCAAAGAGAAAUUUCACUCAAAGAAAAGUCUUAAGAGUGACAAAAAACGAGAUGAGACUAGAGAAGGGUGCAAAGUGAUGAUGUAUUUGUCAAAGAAAGAAGAAGAAAAAUGGGUUAUAGCCAUGCUUGUUUCGAACCAUAAUCAUGAACUUGCUUCUCCUCAAAGCCAAAAAUUCUUGCGAUCAAAAAGAAAAAAGUCAGAGGCUCAGAAGAAUCUUAUUGAUCUAUUAGAGAAUUCUGGUAUUCGUCUAAGUAAAAUUGCAUCAGUGUUGAUUACUCAGGCUGGAGGUGUAGAGAAUCUCAAUCUAACUGGACGAGAUAUUCAGAAUUAUUUGAGUACUAAAAGACAAAACUAUCUUGAAAAAGGAGUUGCACAAUUGAUGUUGAAAUACUUUCAAAAACGUCAAUCUGAUAACCCCGAAUUCUUUUAUGCAAUACAAAUGGAUGUAGAGGGUCAUUUAGGUAAUUAUUUUUGGAUUGAUGCUAGGUCUAGGGUAGCUUACAAGAAUUUUGGAGAUGUUGUCUUAUUUGAUCCUGCAUACUUGACAAAUAAAUAUAAGAUGCCUUUUAUUCCAUUUAUCGGAGUUAAUAAUUAUUUUCAAUCCAUUUUAUUUGGUUGUGCUUUUUUAUGGGAUGAAACAGAAGAAACUUUUCGAUGGUUACUUCACACUUGGCAAGAGGCAAUGUUUGGUGUUGUUCCCCGUACCAUAAUCACAGAUCAAGAUGCUGCCAUAACAAAUGUUGUUGCAAAGGUGUUUUCAAAUAGUGCACAUCAUUUUUGUAUGUGA